AUGUCGGCCUCCGCCUGCGACCCGAUCCUCACAAAGCAGGAGAGCGUGGGCCGGAGGAGGGGUGCGGGAACGGCCGAAGGGGCCGGGUGUGCCGCGGAGAUGGCCGUGUCGGAGCCGGGGGGCAGCGCCGCGGGAUCAGUAACAUUCAAAGAUGUGACUAUGGCUUUUACCCAGAAGGAAUGGGAGCAACUAGAUCCUGCCCAGAGGAACCUGUAUAAGGAUGUGAUGCUGGAGAACUACAGCAACCUUGCCUCAAUGGGUUAUCAAGCUCCCAAACCAGACAUGAUCUCCAAGUUGGAAAAAGGAGAAGAGCCAUGGUUGGGGAAGGGCAAAAAACCUAGACAAGGUGGUCCCAGUGAAAUAGCAAGACCCAAGCAAAUAGGAACCAAUGGAAAAGAAGUCCAGCAAGAGAACGACCAGCUAGCGAAUCACCAGGAAUCUCAAAACAAACUCCUUAGGGAAGUUGCAUUCAAGAAAAAAAGUCUGACUAAGAAGAAAGGCCAUGAAUGUAGCUCAUUGGGGGAAAUAAAUGUGAGUACAAAACAUGUUCCUUCAAAAAGAAAGCUUAAAUUUGAUUCACAUGGAAAGAGUUUGAAACAGAAUUUAGACUUACUUGGUCAUAUAAGAAACUAUGCAAAAAAGAAACCUAAUGUAACUAAAGAGCACAAGAAAUCUUUCAGCCAUAGCUUACCUGAUACAAAGAAAAACAAAAAUCAAACUGGAAAGAAACAGAAAUUAUCCAACCAUAGUUUAUCUAAUAAGCAUGACAAAACUCAAACUGGCAAGAAACAUGAGAAAUUAUCUCAUCAUAGCUCAUCCCGUACUAAAUGCGACAAAAUUCAAACUGGAAAGAAACAUGAGAAAUCAUCCAGCCGUAGCUCAUCUACUAAGUGUGACAAAACUCAAGCUAAAGCCAAACCCUAUGAAUGUAAUCAAUGUGGAAAGGUUCUCAGUCACAAGCAAGGACUCACUGACCAUCAGAGAAUUCAUACUGGGGAGAAACCAUAUGAAUGCGAUGAAUGUGGGAUAGCCUUUAGCCAAAAGUCACACCUCGUUGUGCAUCAGAGAACUCACACUGGAGAAAAGCCAUAUGAGUGUACUCAGUGUGGGAAAGCCCACAGUCAUAAACAUGCCCUCACUGACCAUCUGAGAGUUCAUACUGGGGAAAAGCCCUAUAAAUGUACUGAGUGUGGGAAAACCUUUAGACACAGCUCAAACCUUAUUCAACAUGUAAGAUCUCAUACAGGUGAGAAGCCCUAUGAAUGUAAGGAAUGUGGAAAAUCCUUUAGGUAUAACUCAUCUCUUACAGAACAUGUGAGGACUCAUACAGGUGAAAUACCAUAUGAAUGUCAUGAAUGUGGAAAGGCUUUUAAGUAUAGCUCGUCCCUUACUAAACAUAUGAGAAUUCAUACAGGCGAGAAGCCCUUUGAAUGUAAUGAAUGUGGGAAAGCUUUCAGCAAGAAGUCACACCUCAUUAUACAUCAAAGAACUCAUACUAAGGAGAAACCCUACAAAUGUAAUGAAUGUGGAAAAGCAUUUGGGCAUAGCUCAUCUCUUACUUACCACACGAGAACUCAUACAGGUGAAAGUCCUUUUGAAUGUAACCAAUGUGGAAAGGCCUUCAAACAAAUUGAAGGUCUUACUCAACAUCAGAGAGUUCAUACUGGGGAAAAACCCUAUGAAUGUAAUGAAUGUGGGAAAGCUUUUAGCCAAAAGUCACAUCUCAUUGUACAUCAGAGGACUCAUACUGGGGAGAAACCUUUUGAAUGUAAUGAAUGUGGAAAAGCUUUCAAUGUAAAGUCACAACUUGUUAUACAUCAGAGAUCCCACACUGGAGAGAAACCCUAUGAAUGUAAUGAAUGUGGGAAAGCUUUCAAACAAAAUGCAUCCCUUACCAAACAUGUGAAAACUCAUUCAGAAGAAAAAUCUCAGUGAAAUUAAUGUGGGAAAACCUUUUAACUAGAGGUUUUAUUUAACCUUAGAAGAAGUCUGAAUUUUAAGGAUGUUAGAAAGCCUUUAAUAAGAAGUCACACCUCGUUACAUACGAGGGAAUUUGAAAAUGAAUCUUACAGGGAAGCAAUGGAUGGAGAGUUUAAACUUGAUACCAACCUUUUAUAGAAAAUACUGUUUUAAAAGUACUCAAUUAUUAAUUAUUUAUGUGUUCAGACCAAAAUAUAAAGCUUUUAAAAAUGUUAAUAAGCUGAAAAAUCAGAGCAGUAGAGAAGCAAAUUACAUAUGCUGAAUUCCUGAGUUGCUUGAGUUUUGUGUACUUAAGCACCGCAUAUGAGAAUUGAAUUUGCAUAUCUGUUAAUUUCCAUGUAUAAAUGUAUGUGGCCACUGGUAUGAGCCUGAUCUUUGAUAUUAUCACCUCUCUCUUUCUUAAUGUCUUUGUUAGCUUCUGCAUCAGCUGCAAACUUCCUAAAGGUUAUUUAUGUAAAAAAUAUUAACAGAAAAUUAAGAGAAAAAAUGAAAGCAGCUGAGGAUGCACAGGUGCUGGUGGGGAAUGAUGUCCAAGAUACAUCGUUAAGUGAAAAAAGCAGAUUGCUGAACUGUGUGUAUAGUAUGUUCCCACUUUUGUACAAAAGGGUGUGCAUUUGCCUGUCUCUGUGUGUGUAUAUAUGUAUGUGUGUAUAUAUGUAUAUGUAUUUGUAUGUAAAUAGACUUGGUUUGAAAAAAUAUAUAAGAAACCUUAUAGUGGUUUCUAUGAGCACAGGAGUACAGGAAUGGGAGCUGGGACUGGAGGGAGACCUCCUUUUUAUUAUAUCCUGUAUACGAAUUUUUGAACAAUUGAAAUGUAUUAUUUUCACAACUAAAGUCCUUUUAAUAUGCAUACAUCAACACUGAUUAAAAUUUUCACUGAGCCCACUCCAUGGUGUUGUUUACAAAGUAAAAGUUUCUAGGAAGGGUGGUGAAUCUGAGGAUAUGGCAUUAAACUUGAUAUUGAAUUCACAAAGGCUUUUCCUAUCAAACACACGUCCUUUUAUUAAAAUAAUGAA
This is a messenger RNA of Lynx canadensis (Canada lynx), 2996 nucleotides long. It is a transcript of the gene ZFP37, whose product is annotated as ZFP37 zinc finger protein. The transcript has 4 exons. The record is from RefSeq and is a predicted model, not a curated record. Gene Ontology annotation, biological process: regulation of DNA-templated transcription. Bases 1 to 1935 code for a protein of 644 amino acids. Lineage: Eukaryota; Metazoa; Chordata; Mammalia; Carnivora; Felidae.